CGUGCGCGCCGCUCCCGAACCUCCAACUCUGACAAAUGAAAACUCGAUGCAUAUACUGCCAAUUAUUCGAAUUUUUUAUUUGACGAAGAUUUUUUGAAACACAAAAUAUAAGUAGUAUUGAGGGUGUCAAGGCGCCGGGGCGCUAUUAAUGCCGGAUAUGCCGGACGUGGUGCACUUAUUGGUAGUGCCGGACGAGGCGAGGAGGACGACACGCUUCAGGAGCAAGUAUCGGGUCGCGAUCGUUGUUAGGACUAUGGCUUUCUUCCUUAUACCAUUACUUUAUCUUUUACUCGACGGAAGAACCACCCCGCAGGGACGACGCAUCUAUACUAAAACAGCAGAGCGUGUCGAGGAGGAGUGGGCGACCCGACGUCUUUUGGCAGCGGCAGGCCGGAGCGAAGGGGAAUCCGCGUCGCGGCGUCCGCUGGCGCUAGUGGCGAGCCGCGCCUCGAGCGUUAACUGUACGCCGGCUGCCAUCCUAGAAUUUCCCUCAGAUGGACUUUCUCGCAUGCAAAGGAAGUCUGGACUCGUGGUGGUUCACUGCGUGCUGGCCGUGUACUGCUGCGUGCUGCUGGCCGCUGUGUGCGAGGACUACUUCGUGCCGGCCAUCGAGAUUCUUUGCGCACGUCUACAGAUGUCCUCGGACGUGGCCGGCGCCACCCUAAUGGCGGCCGCCAGUUCCAGCCCAGAGCUGUUCAUCAGCUGCGUGGGUACAUUCGUGACCAAGGGCGACCUGGGCGUAGGAGCCGUAGUUGGCUCCGCGGUGUUCAACGUGCUUGCCGUGCCCGCCUGCUGUGCACUGCUAGCUUCACGGAUGGUCGAGCUGGACCGGUGGGCAGUGUCGCGCGAUUGCCUCGUGUACGCACUGGCCGUGGUGGCGCUCGUGGUGGCGCUGCGCGACAACGUGGUGUACUGGCACGAGGCCCUUGCACUUGUUCUCAUGUACGCGCUCUACAUACUAGCUAUGGUGUUCAACGGACGUCUCGGUAGACUUGUGCGCGGUGGUUGUGGAUACCUUCGCAAACCCAAGCUUUACAGCGAGAUCACUCCCCUGCUAGUUAAUGGAAAGUGCGGCGAAGGUGAUGAACCGGCCGUCGUGCGCGGCUGCUGCUCACAGUGGGGAAAAUUCAUCGACAAAAGUGUUACCACUGAUUCCGAGUGUGCGCUUUGGGGCCGUAACUCACCGCUGCGGUGGCCGGGCGCUAGGGAGUCAUACGCGCGCUGGGUACUUUGGGCGUGCACAUGGCCCGUGACUGCGAUGCUGUGGGCUACCAUACCCGACUGCAGGCGGCGCCCCGCGCUCUGCCCCCUCGCCUUCGCGGUCUGCGUGCUCUGGAUCGGCGCAGCCUCCUAUCUCCUCGCCUGGAUCAUCACGAUACUCGGCGAUACGCUAGACGUGCCAGACAGCGUGACGGGUCUAACCGUGCUCGCGGCCGGCACCAGCCUGCCUGAAGCCGUCUCAAGCGUGCUCGUUACCAACCGGGGGCACGGCACCAUGGGCAUCAGCAACUCCAUCGGGUCCAACACAUUCGACAUUCUGCUCUGCCUCGGGCUGCCCUGGCUCAUCAAGUCGCUCUACUUCCCCGCGACGCCCGGGAAUUUCUGUAUAAGGAUAAAUUCGGGCGGGCUGUCAUACAGCGCGGCGGCGCUGCUGUCCACACUGGCCCUGCUGUACACCGCGCUGGCCGCCGGUGGCUUCAGACUGCAGCGGAGGACCGGCGUCGUGUGUGCACUCGCCUACAUCGCCUACCUCACCCUGGCGGUAUUGCUCGAGCUCAACGUGCUGGUCGACGUCAACCCGCCUAUCUGCGUGCACUGACCUGCCCUAUUCUAUUGUACAUAGUUGCACAAGUGUACGAGUACGUACAUACAUGGCAAUACAACUUGCGUCAUCAUAGACUAGACUACUACUAGAGAAGCAGCUAUAGAACUUAUAAUUGUAUUGUUAAAUAACCCGAAAUACUUA
This is a messenger RNA of Papilio xuthus (Asian swallowtail), 1966 nucleotides long. RefSeq names its product sodium/potassium/calcium exchanger 3. Lineage: Eukaryota; Metazoa; Arthropoda; Insecta; Lepidoptera; Papilionidae. The transcript has 11 exons. Gene Ontology annotation, molecular function: calcium channel activity; calcium, potassium:sodium antiporter activity. Gene Ontology annotation, cellular component: plasma membrane. The record is from RefSeq and is a predicted model, not a curated record. Gene Ontology annotation, biological process: calcium ion transmembrane transport; intracellular calcium ion homeostasis. The coding region runs from base 149 to 1819 and encodes 556 amino acids.